CAAGAUUCACCCUUGUUUAAACCAGUGAGUGUCGCUGGACGCUAGCCUUAGGAUAAAUUUCGUACUGAUUGUUAUACCGUUUUGUCAGUAUUGAUAUAGUGAACAGUAUCAGACGAGAGGCACAGCUUCCCAGAAGGUUGUUUACCCUGCAAGAGAAACGCCGUCUGCCACUCCUGCAGUAGUAUCAAAAGGCGCAAUGAGUUCAGUAAAAAAUCUUGUUACGUUCCCAGCGCUAAGUGAAGUCACAGAUGCAGCGGUCCGGUCUCCGAUGGAGCGAGAUACACAAAAGGCAAGCGAUGGCGACGAAUCACACGGGAACGGCAUCGAAGCAUUCAAUCUGCUGAAGACUCUCGGUAAGGGCAGUUACGGCACUGUAUAUCUCGCUGAGAAGAAGAAGAACAAGGACCAAGUGUACGCUAUCAAGGUGCUGCAGAAGGAUACGGCUAUCCAGAAGAACAUUGUAAGCAGAACCAUCAGUGAGAAGAAAGUUCUGGCUAUUGCGGGUCGCCAUAUGUUUUGUGCGAAAAUGUUUGAGUGUUUUCAAACUGCCAGCAGGCUUUUCUUCGUUAUGGAGUAUAUCGGCGGCGGAGAUCUAUGGUUUCACUCGGGAAAAGAAAGAAGUCGCCGUUUUGGUGAGUCCACAACUCGCUUCUACUCCGCUCAGAUAGCGUGCGCCCUACUUCAUCUGCACCGUUCAGGAAUCAUUCACCGUGACCUGAAACUUGAAAACGUCAUGCUGAGCAGUGAUGGACAUAUCAAAAUAACAGACUUCGGUGGGAGCAAAGUAACCCUGGGAGCCACAACAUCAACAUUCGUCGGCACGACUGAAUAUAUGGCCCCGGAAAUGGUCAGAAGGACAGCUUACAACGCGUCUGUUGACUGGUGGGCUCUUGGCGUUCUGAUGUUUGAGAUGAUGUUUGGCUGUGUGCCCUUUAGAGGCGCAACAACAGAGGUGAUAUUCCGAAACAUUAAAGCCCAGCCGGUGAUAUUCCCAGACACCAACUGCAGUAAACAUUGCGAAAGCGUGUUGCUGAGUUUGAUGCACAAAACUGUUAAGCAGCGUCUGGGAUGCACGGCUGGGUCGCAGGUACAAACGCAUCCGUUUUUCGAGUCAAUACGGUGGGAGGCGCUAGAAAGGGGCGACAUCAAUCCGCCCUUUAUCCCACCGUUUGACUCGAAGACGGACACAUCAAACUUUGACACGGAAUUUACGGACGAGGUCGCCGUUCUCGAGCCCAUUGACGAAAGGAUUGUGGCCCGGAUCGACCAGUCUAAAUUCCGAGACUUUGCAUUUAGCAUUACAUUCCCUGGAGCCAAAUUAGGUUAG
Messenger RNA from Sycon ciliatum, 1327 nucleotides. Its product is annotated as calcium-independent protein kinase C-like. Gene Ontology annotation, molecular function: protein serine/threonine kinase activity; ATP binding. Lineage: Eukaryota; Metazoa; Porifera; Calcarea; Leucosolenida; Sycettidae. The coding region runs from base 197 to 1327 and encodes 376 amino acids. The transcript has a single exon. The record is from RefSeq and is a predicted model, not a curated record. Gene Ontology annotation, cellular component: cytoplasm; nucleus. Gene Ontology annotation, biological process: protein phosphorylation.